AUGGCAAAAACAAAGAAAAAACCCACGAAAGAUAAAAAACCAAGCAUACCAAAAAAGAAUACACCUAAAAAACUUAAAAGGCCAGUUUUUAAAUUUGAUAUACAUGAAAUUUUGAAAAAUAGACAAUUAGAAGGAAAGCUUAUGGAACAAACUGCUAAACUCGAAGAAGAGAUGAAAGUUGUUGAUAAAUUGUACCAAGAACAACUAAAUGAGACUAUUGAUUUUGAAGGCAAUGACAUACUUCCUCUUGUAUCAAUACAUUUUAAUCCAGUUGACUGCUGUAAUUAUAAUAUACCCUUUAAAGACAACUCAGAUUCUGAUUUAACCAAAUUGUGUAUACAACGCUUACAAAUUAUGUUAAUUGAAGGAAAUGAACUUGAAGCCAAUAUUCAUUUUAACCAUUUGAUGGGAGCAAAUUGGUCACCGAUAUUUGAUAAUGUCAAAAAUAUAUUAUGCAAUUGGCGAGCAGAUUUGGAUACUGUAACUAGGGAUCCAUCGUUAGAGUAUCAAAUGAAAGAUUUUAAAAACAUUGGACGGCACAAUUUUGAAUUAGUAAUAAAUUUCAUAUCUUUCAGUAUACUGAAAAAUAACAAGAAAUUUAGUGUUGACGAACUGCUAAAAAUAGCCAAGUAUAUUGUUACAAUAUACUUUCACCUUUGUGGACAAAUGAUAAAUGUUUUAAAAAGAUUAUUUAGUGCUUGUAUCGAAACAUCAUUAGAAGAAGACAAUGAUCCCGCUAUUAUAGCAUUUGUUGAAGAAUUGUAUUCAGAACAUAAUGAAGACGAUUUAUUAAUUAUGGCUGUUGAUUUAUUUCUGCCUUUGGAAGGACAAAUAAUGAAAAAAAUGUAUACAUAUUUAACAUACAAACUAUACAUGUCACUUUUAGGAAAGACUGACAAUAAUAAUAUAUUUCCCUCUAGCAUCAAAGAAUGGUUUGUACAAGAUUUGGUAGAUAAAAAUUAUUUCAAAAACAAUCCAAAGAAAGUAUUGUUCAGUGUCAUUCAGUUGUUGGAACAUGCUGUAUUUAUAUUUGAUUUAUACAGUGAAGAAGAAAAACUGGAUACCAUGUAUAACUUUUUGAAUGCUGCUGUCAAACCAAGUGGAUUGUCCGAUUCAAUGAAACUCAUUAAUGUAUUAGACCAAUGGAGGUUGCGGUUAUUCCGUUUGUAUGUCAACCGCCAAGCUGAUGGUAAACUUGUAAAUAAUGGCAUUACUAAUGAAUAA
Molecule: messenger RNA, 1224 nt
Organism: Macrosiphum euphorbiae (potato aphid)
Lineage: Eukaryota; Metazoa; Arthropoda; Insecta; Hemiptera; Aphididae
Source: the annotation of a GenBank genome assembly